GUUGCAAUAACAGAACAUUCCAGAUACACUCACAACUCAAUAAAUAACACCAUCAUCUCUCUCCACCACGCUCACAACAAAACACUACAUUUCAUUUCAUUUCUCAUUUCAUUAUCAUUUCGCAUUUCCAUUCUCACGUGCGACGAUGCCGACACGUACAACAGGAGCAAUAGCACAAGACUGGGAACCAAUCGUGCUACACAAAUCAAAACCCAAAGCACAAGACCUUCGAAAUCCAAAAGCAGUGAACCAAGCUCUCCGAACCGGAGCCGAAAUUUUAACGGUUAAAAAAUUCGACGCCGGUUCGAACAAGAAAACCGCCGGUCCGGUUUUAAACGCGAGGAAAUUAGAUGAAGCGGCUGAACCAGCAGCGUUGGAGCGGGUUGGUGGGGAAGUGAGACACACGAUUCAAAAAGCGCGUUUGGAUAAGAAAAUGAGUCAAGCUGAGUUGGCAAAACAGAUUAACGAACGUGUUCAAGUUGUUCAGGAAUAUGAGAAUGGUAAAGCUGUGCCUAAUCAAGGUGUUUUGGCUAAGAUGGAGAGGGUUCUUGGUGUUAAGCUCAGGGGCAAAAUUGGAAAAUGAUGUUUAACUUUUUUUUAAUGCGUUUGUUUUAUAUGAUGAUGAUAUAUAAAUAAUUAAUAUAUUUAAAUUAUUU
Cicer arietinum (chickpea) is the source of this 656-nucleotide messenger RNA. RefSeq names its product multiprotein-bridging factor 1c. The record is from RefSeq and is a predicted model, not a curated record. NCBI's taxonomy places the organism in Eukaryota, Viridiplantae, Streptophyta, Magnoliopsida, Fabales, Fabaceae. Gene Ontology annotation, cellular component: nucleus. Gene Ontology annotation, molecular function: DNA binding.